AUGGUCGCCAUAGGUAUCCUUCCGCUUACAGUGCAAUGGUUAGCAUGUCUGGGCUAUGUGGGGCUACAACCUCUGGAAGGCAGUGUGCUCUGCCCCAUUUUUCGCACCCUCAACCUUACCCCAAGGCACGCACCACACACUCUUACUGGUGGCCCUGUUAGCCAAAAUAUCCCACUUAUUUCGUAGCCCCCACAUCAUAAUAAAAAGCACCUUGCCCCCUCAGAGAGGAGGAAAUGCUGUGUCUUGCAAACAGGAAUUUCCAUGUCCCUAGUGUCCCCGUCCCCCCCCCCCAGAAAGAGAGGUGCCAGAACUCACCAUGAACACUUCCCUCGUUCUCUUAAAAUGGCAAUGGAGAGGUGCACAGGUUCCGGCUGCCAAAAAUGCCCUGCAUAUCCCAGAGUUUUGCUUUUUCUAUUGCAUGGUGAUUUGGCAAUUGUAAUUCUAACAGGAUCUCUUGGGUACUAAAAUGUUUUUAGGGGGCCUGGCAUGCAAUACACCUUGAAGUGAGGGUGGGGAUUUUUUGUUGUUGAAAUUGUGGCGCUGUCGCCGAAACCUGUUCAUGGGCCUAGUCAGGAUUUAUGUUACGAGGGGCAGGGUACCCACCCGUCAUCCUCCUCUGUCUGGUUCUGUCUAACAGAUUCAGAAUGAAAUGUCUCAACAACAGUUGUUUUUCGUGACUUUCUUUUGACCCCAAUUGUUCAGAAAUCUUUCUACAAUUUCUACUUUUAGUUACGUAUUUUUAUUUAUUUACUUACCCCCCUGGCUACGCCCAUAAGCCUGUUGCACACAUAAGACCAUUCAGUUCCAGGUCGAGAAGCCAUCGUGACUGGGGAAAACGCAGCUGUCUCUCUCUCUCCACUCUGAGGGUCAAACUAAACAUGGCGUUUGUCACGCAGUGUGGCCUUGGUGGCACGGCCAAUUUUUCCGUGAAAAAUAAUUGGUGCAUUGGAGUCAGUGAACUGAGGAGGGCAGUGGUAGUCAACUCUCUGCUCCCUCGAAUGGAUCGGGCCCUCUUGGGCCUACUCUUGAGUGAAAGAAAAGUUCCCAUUUGA
Molecule: messenger RNA, 1052 nt
Organism: Podarcis lilfordi (Lilford's wall lizard)
Lineage: Eukaryota; Metazoa; Chordata; Lepidosauria; Squamata; Lacertidae
Source: the annotation of a GenBank genome assembly